AAGAUGGCUGCUGCCUUGGAAUGCGGUGGGUGCUGCGGGAAACAUCGCACCAGCUCAGACGACUAGCUAGGCGGACUAGCUAGCACUCUAGCACAGCUCAACAACAAGCAACAACUGUGUCCGCUGUUCAUUAUUGGUGGCUAAGUUCAUUUGUUGAAUUUGUGCUUUUCCGGUCAUUUUUCGUGAUCGUCGAUUAAGUUUUAGGCCUACGUAUGCCGAAGGCCAGAGUGAAGAAGCCGCCGUCAUGUUUCUAGGAUAUUGUCUUGCCGCACGAGAAAGGACUAUUCGAAAAUGUCACAACGGGAUCUCUCAGAGGUGGAACCAGAGGGUACGUCAGAGCUGCCAGCAGCCAGCAAAGCACUGUUUGUGGAGAAAGUUCGCCAGUCAAAUGCUGCUUGUCAGGGUGGUGAUUAUGCAAAUGCAGUCACUCUGUACACAGAUGCUCUGCAGCUGGACCCCACCAACCACAUCCUCUACUCCAACAGAUCUGCCGCCCUUAUUAAGAUGGGUCAGUUCACUCAGGCCCUGCAGGAUGCCACAAGGGCCAGGGAGCUCAAUCCCAAGUGGCCAAAGGCGUAUUAUCGACAAGGCGUAGCAUUGCAGUGCCUGGGCAGGCAUGGAGAAGCCCUAGCUGCUUUCAGCUCCGGCCUGGCUCAGGACCCAAAGUCCAUCCAACUGCUAGCUGGUCUUGUCGAAGCUUCCAUCAAAUCUCCACUCAGAGCAGCUCUAGAACCAACUUUCCAACAGCUUGAAGCUAUGAAGCUGGACAAGUCUCCCUUUGUGAUAAUUUCUGUGGUGGGGCAAGAGCUGCUGGGAGCUGGCCAUUAUGCCUCAGCUGUUGUUGUUCUGGAGGCUGCUCUCAGGAUCGGCACUUGCAGUCUCAAACUUAGAGGCUCUGUGUUUUCUGCUUUGUCGUCUGCCUACUGGGCUCUCAACUCUUUGGAUAAGGCAAUAAGUUUCAUGCAGCAGGAUUUGGCAGUUGCCAAGUCUCUGGGAGACAUUUGUGGAGAGUGCAGAGCCCACGGCAACCUGGGCUCGGCCUAUUUCAGCAAAGGCAGCUACAAGGAAGCCCUCACCUCUCAUCGUUACCAACUUGUUCUUGCUAUGAAAUGCAAGGACACUGCAGCCGCAGCUGCUGCUCUUACUAGUUUAGCUAGAAAGGAUAUCGCUAUCUUCUCUGUCGAAUGA
Nilaparvata lugens (brown planthopper) is the source of this 1188-nucleotide messenger RNA. RefSeq names its product tetratricopeptide repeat protein 28-like. Bases 292 to 1188 code for a protein of 298 amino acids. The record is from RefSeq and is a predicted model, not a curated record. Gene Ontology annotation, molecular function: Hsp90 protein binding. The transcript has 6 exons. NCBI's taxonomy places the organism in Eukaryota, Metazoa, Arthropoda, Insecta, Hemiptera, Delphacidae.